This is a messenger RNA of Triticum turgidum subsp. durum (durum wheat), 1254 nucleotides long. Lineage: Eukaryota; Viridiplantae; Streptophyta; Magnoliopsida; Poales; Poaceae. The record is from the annotation of a GenBank genome assembly.
AUGGACUCGCUUCUUGCCACCUACGCCUCUUCCGACGAAGACGCCGACGAGAGCAUCCCCACACCCGCUCCCGCGACCCGCCGCAGCGAGGCCAGCGGAAAGCCCGCCGGCAGCAUCUUCUCCGCGCUCCCGCAACCCAAGUCGGCGCCUAUCUUCUCCUCACUCCCGGCGCCGAAAUCCGCCCCGACCUUCUCCUCCACCCCGCCUCCCAAAUCCUCCGCUUCCUCCGGAAACCCUAAGCGCGUCGUCCAGUUCCGCCCGCCGCCGAUCCGCCAGACCACCGGGGUCAGCUCGGACGAGGAGGAUGACGCCGAGAAGCGCCGUCCCAGCGCUAGCGAGGCGCCCCCGCCCCCGUCUGCUGGAUCGGGGCCGGUGUCUUCGUUCCUCCCGGCGCCCAGGCACUCGCUUGGCUUCGGCUCCGGCGCGGCCAGGAGGUCGGCCGUAGACACCGCCGGGCCGGAGAGGUCAAAUCUUGGUGCUGCUGGCCCCUCUAGCUCGGCUGUCAACAGAGGAGCGCCAGAAAGGUCCGAUACUGGCCCUGCGGACGAGGACGAUCCUGAGGAAAGCAGCGAUGAGGACGGCAUGCCUGCUCCGGAGCAGCAGCAAGAACAACAGGAUCUUGGUGCUGGAGCUGGAGACGUCCAACACCAGGGCUAUGAUGCUGGAGUUGGAAACGCUAAUGGGUACGAAGGCUAUGCAUGGGAUCCAAACUAUUAUGCAUAUUAUGGUUUGGAUCCGAAUAGCAAUUUGAAUUAUGGGGCUGAACCACAGUAUGCAGCAUAUGGAGUAGAGCAAGGUGGUGGGUAUGCAAAUGGAUAUGGCGGGGAGCACAGUGGUGGAUACGAGCAUUCGACAGCGCCUCCAUGUGGAGGGGAAUAUACUGGAGGUUACAGUGCUGAGGCUGUGGCAAUGGCAGCGCCACCAAUGCCGGAGCCGGCACUGCCACCAGAAUUGGGCAGGAUUGGAGUGAAGAGAGGUAGGAGGGAUAUGCCUAUGGAGAUUAUAGAGGUGAAUCAGGCAGAACUGGUCAAGAACCGUCCGAGGGAGGACAAAUCCAAGCUCACGGGGAUGGCCUUUGGUCCUAGUUACCAGGCCGCCCCUUCGGGGAAGGGAAAGCCCUCCAAGCUGCAGAAGAGAAAGCAUCAGAUCGGUUCUCUCUUCUACGACCUGAAGCAGAAGGAGAUGGAGCUUACCGAGAGGCGUGCCAAGGGCUUCCUCACGAAAGCGGAGACUCAAGCAAAAUAUGGGUGGUGA